CAAUUCCUCCAUGUGUUUGUGUCUGUGUAUCACUACCAGUGAAGAAGAGGGGUGCCGUGUGAGCGCGCAAUCAAGUCCUGACGGCGUCUGAAGACACUGCACCGAUCCGCCCUUACAUAUGGCCGUCAUGAUAGCGCUAGUCUGAAGCCUGUUCACAUUUUGGAAUAAUGAACGUCCGCACAAGAAAUAAGUUCCUGAAGUUUCUUCUGAGAAGACGGAAAUUGUUCUUCUGGAUUAUAACAACGUCGGUGUUGUUCUGGGUAAUACAGCUGGCUGUAAGACGUCAUGGGACACAAGAUACCUUCAACAAUGACUUGUAUCUGCGUAAGUUGAGAGAUGACAGCCUUCAGCCUGCGGAACUCCAUUUACAGAAACCUUUGGUGCAAAAGGCGGAUAUAAAACUUCACGCUGCCACAAAGAAUGCCAGUAAGAUUUCACAAUAUGAAGUUUUUAUGAAUAAAAUACAAUUAAUAUAUAAAAACAUUCUCAACUGGAGUCGAAUUGUCAGUGAUGAGGAAUUGGAUCCGCUGCUGAACCGUCACCAUUUUGCCUACCAUCUGAGAGCAGGCGUGUGUAGGGAUGGUUCGCCAGACAUUCUGAUAUUUGUUCAUUCUGGAUGUGAAAAUUUGGCCAAGCGACAGGUGGUCAGGAAAACAUGGGGGUCGGUCAAGACGGUCAAAGGGCUAUCUUUUCGUACAGUCUUCAUGCUCGGUGAAACUAGAAUUCAAACCUUACAAAAAGCCCUUGAAUCUGAAUCAUUACUCCACGGGGAUAUAGUUCAAGGGAAUUUUGCAGAUGCCUAUAAAAACCUAACUUACAAGCAUAUCAUGUCGUUAGGAUGGAUCCUGAAGGCAUGCCCGGAUGUAAAAUUGAUCGUUAAGGUAGACGAUGACACGAUACUAAAUAUACACAAUUUGGUGGACUACUUUCAUGAUAGGGGCCCAAGGAACAAUCUGUUAUAUUGUUCUGUGUAUUAUAGACAAGGGCCACUGAGACACAACAAAACUAAAUGGUACGUCAGUCAAAGCGAGUAUCCUUUCCUGAAGUUCCCGAAUUACUGUGAAGGAUUUGGUUACAUCAUGUCACCGGAUGUCGCACGGACACUGUACAAAGCGUCUGAAGAUGCGCGAUUCUUCUGGGUGGACGAUGUCUACGUCACUGGUAUCCUUACGCUGAAAGUAGGUCUGACUUUGUCCAACUUAAUCGACGGCUAUUCUUAUAGACGGGAUGAAAGCAGCAGAGUGGACGUCAACAGAGCAAUGUUUAUGUCGGGAGUUAAGAAUUGGGAGUCCAUGUGGAAUAAAAUCUUUCCGAAAUCAUCUGCCUAGCAGUCAGGAGAAUGCUAAGGUAUACGUGUAAUCCAGUCGUCACCUAUCGCCCCUUUCCGUAACCUCUAUUCGGUUGGUCCCGGAAUAACACGAGUGGGUCACGAAUGCACGAAUGCGUGGAAUCAUACCCGGUGAUGUUAACUACAGGGGCGGUGGGGUAGGCUAAUGGGUAAAGCGUUCGUUCUUCACGCCACAGACCU
Molecule: messenger RNA, 1528 nt
Organism: Haliotis rubra (blacklip abalone)
Lineage: Eukaryota; Metazoa; Mollusca; Gastropoda; Lepetellida; Haliotidae
Product: beta-1,3-galactosyltransferase 5-like
Exons: 2
Coding region: 168-1328 (386 amino acids)
Cellular component (GO): membrane
Molecular function (GO): hexosyltransferase activity
Source: RefSeq, a predicted model, not a curated record